AUGGAUGCUCGAGAAACGUUUUCAGCGAUCGAUGAAUUUCUAGCCACUGCACCAACGUCGCUUGAUUUUCAAUUGAGCAACCACGUGCCGCGUGUUUCUGACUACACCUGGGAUGAUGUCUUGACGAGCGAAAGACGGAUGCGACGAACAUCUUUGAUUAAUGGGCGCUCGGCUGCGAACCUGGCAACGGUCCUGCAAGCAUUAGAUGCCGGACUCACGACGCCAAGCGAUGUCCAGGCAGGGGCGAGCCUCCCAAACUAUAUCCGUACCCUUCCCUCUGCGUUGGAUGCGGACGUUGUCGAGUUUUUACACAAGAGAGGAGCUUUGACUUUGCCAGGGAUAGGAUUACGCAACCAACUUCUCCAAAGUUAUGUGCAGUACGUGCACCCUUACAUGCCGUCGAUAGACCUCGAAGAAUUUCUACAGUCCAUCGAAAGCAACGAUGCCUCAAAUCAAAUGAGCCUGAUGCUGUUUCACGCCGUGAUGUUUGCCGCAACUGCAUUCGUCAAGUUGCCUCUUCUCAAAGCGGAGGGUUACAACGACAGAAAGACCGCACGAAGAAACUUUUUCCAAAAAGCCAAACUGUUGUACGAUUUCGACUACGAAUCCGAUCGGCUCUCGAUUGUGCAGGCACUCCUGCUCUUGACUUACUCGUAUGAGACGCCGGAUGAUCAAAAAGACUCUUGGCACUGGAUGGGCAUCUGGGUGACUGUGCUGAUUCCGGCUAUGGUGGUUCAACUUUUGGAGAUCAAGUCCGGUAAUGCAGCUGUCUAUGAUAGCAGUUCACGACGUUUUCGCCAGUGUAUGCAGGUCCUUCAACGCCUGCGGGAGAUGUACGCUUCAGCGGACGCGGCGUUCUUCUUCCUGGAGGCUGCUAAAAACAAAGUGGACGUGCAGAUACCAGAUGAGAAUGAACAGAGAGAAGCACGUUCCACGAGCGACUUGCCGGACCACAACGAAGCCGUAACGCCAUGGUCUGACGCAUGCACUGUUCAGUCUGCCCGGAGGGUCAGACCGAGCUCGGAUCCGAGGGAUGACCUUCCAGCCUCGACACCACUGUGGUCGGAUGGCGAACCUAUUUGGCAUCUUCCGGAAACAUCUGCAGCUGGUCUGAGAAGUAGUUCUAGGCGAGAGGAUGUCAUUGAGUUAUGUGGUGACAUCGACGGCUUGAUCGAUUUCAAUGCAUGGUCCGACAUCCUCAUGGCGGAGGAUUGUGUUAUGGAUUCAGGGUUUGGAUGA
This is a messenger RNA of Coniosporium apollinis CBS 100218, 1239 nucleotides long. RefSeq lists its product as uncharacterized. The transcript has 4 exons. Gene Ontology annotation, molecular function: zinc ion binding; DNA binding. Lineage: Eukaryota; Fungi; Ascomycota; Dothideomycetes. The coding region runs from base 1 to 1239 and encodes 412 amino acids. Gene Ontology annotation, biological process: DNA-templated transcription. The record is from RefSeq and is a predicted model, not a curated record.